Molecule: messenger RNA, 2461 nt
Organism: Linum tenue
Lineage: Eukaryota; Viridiplantae; Streptophyta; Magnoliopsida; Malpighiales; Linaceae
Source: the annotation of a GenBank genome assembly
CUUCUGCUUCUUCUCCUUCUUUCCCCCAUCAUUUCCAAAAAAAUUCUUCAAACCACCCACAGCCACAAAUAUCAGCAGGUACGCUCUUCACAGUUCGCCGGAGCUCUCUGCUGCCGUAUCUGGAAGACGAGUUCCACCGGGAGGCAGGCUUUCGUCAGCCUUAUUAUUCUUAUCAACCGAAUUUACAGUACAUUACACAGUUAGUUGCGUCCUCAGUAUCUCUUUCUUCGGCCGUCUUCGUCCCGAUACGCGGCGGCGGAGCUCAUGACAGGUUUCAGGUUCCUGCCACUUCAGUGCUUCAAUUGCCUCCGUAAUUUUAUGAACUGAAGGUUCAGUUUGAUUUCGUAGUUUUAUCAGUUUUAAAAAGGAAAGGGUUUCUGACCAAUGGCGGUUACAGUGUUGGCGCCCUCGCAACCUGAUUGUUUCUCCAAGUCCAGUUUCCUUCCUCUGCCUAAUCCCUGUAGCCGUAGGAAAUCAUGGAUUCAAAUUUCAAACCCUAAAGAGAAAAUUAGCAACCCAUCGGUUUCAAUCUCCUGUGCUGCUCCCAAAAUUGUUCGUAGCCGGCCGCUAGACAAUCUCGUCGUGAAGCAGAACAGCAUUCGGUUUGUCCAAAAGCUCAGAACCCUACUUCUCUCCAAGCCAAAACACUAUCUCCCGAUACACAUCCUCGCCAAAUGCCGUUCUUAUCUCGGUCUCCCCGACCGUCGUCCCAUCAGAAGCAUGAUUCAUAGAUACCCUUCUAUAUUCGAGUUCUUUGCAAUCCCUACACAUCCAUCUCCAUUCAAUGCCACGAAGCCGCACAAUCAGUUCUGUGUUCGAUUGACCCUGGCGGCAGAAGCCCUAGCUGCUGAGGAAUCCAAGCUCCAAUCUGCCAUUUCUAUCAAACUGGCACAGAAACUGCAGAAGCUGCUGAUGCUUGCUUCUAACCGCCGGCUGGUUCUAACAAAGCUGGUCCACCUAGCACCUGAUCUCGGCCUCCCACCUAAUUUCAGGUCUCGCCUCUGCAACGAUCAUCCGGAUAAAUUCAAGAUUGUGGAGACAUCUUAUGGUCGUGCCCUGGAGCUCGUGUCGUGGGAUGAGCAGUUAGCUGUUCCUAGACCAACUCCAGUUGUUUCUCGCGAUUUGAUUAUGGAUAGGCCAUUGAAAUUCAAGAGGUUGCAGCUUAGAAAGGGAUUGAAUCUGAAGAGGCGGCAUGAGAGUUUCCUAAUUAAGCUCUCGGAACUGCCUGAUGUGUGCCCUUAUAAUACCACUAUGGAGGAAUUUAGUCAAGAGUCCAUGGAAGCGGAGAAGAGAGCGUGUGCUCUGGUGAGGGAGGUGUUGGGUUUGACAGUUGAGAAGAGGACUUUGCUAGACCAUUUGACACAUUUCAGGAAGGAAUUCGGGCUCCCCAACAAGUUGAAGGGUAUGAUUCUAAGGCAUCCGGAGUUGUUCUAUAUGAGCUUGAAAGGUGUGAGACAUUCUGUGUUCUUGGUGGAGGGUUUCAAUGAGAAAGGUAAACUCUUUGUGAAAGAUGAUACUUCAGUCAUCAGGGAUAGGUUGAUGCAUUUGGUUAGGGAGUCGAAAAGAAUGAGACAAGAGAGGCGUAAGGCUGCGAUGAAUAGAAGGGUUGAUGGAGCCUCGAAUGAUGUCAGUAACAGUGAUGGAUUUCAUGAUGUCAAUGAUGAUGAGUACGAUGAUGGGUUUGAGAAUAUUUUUGAGGAUUCGGAUCUUGAGGAUUUUGAUGUUGACUCAUUUGAAGGCAUUGGGGUUUGGGGCGAUAGAGAGAAUAUGGAUUUUUGGGCUGCAGAUGCUUCCUUUCUUUCUGAUCAUGAAGCCGGGGAAUCUCCCCCUGAACCAUGGUAGAGUUGGGAAAAGGUUGCAGAGUAAGCCCGAAUUCAUCAAACCUUGAGCUGGUUGACAGCCCAAAGCUGUGUACCAAGUAGUUUAUCUGGCUGGAUUCCUGUGAUUAAUUCAUCUCUCGGUUUCACAAACUGAGGGUGGAGCUCUGCAUAUACAUCUCCAACUGCAAACUGUUUCCAUGAUUCGGGCCUGUCGAGAACGUAGUUCGUGAGAGCAUCAGCGUGGUAGAGAUUGUGCGGUUUACAGGGCAUCAUAUGGAGUUGCAGGUCACAGAGUACGCGUCGGUGUAUUUUGUGGGGCUACAGAGAAUAGUGGUUGAUCAAGGUUUGAGCAUCCCUUUCAAAAGAAGCCUAUUGAAAGCCAAAAUGGUCAACCUCGAGUUCAAAUCGAGAGCACCCCUUUCAUUUGAAUUAGUAGUAGUUUAGCUAGCAGUAUUUUUCCUUAACGUCUUCAGUGCUGUGCAUGCCGCCAUUUAAAUGGCCUCAGCUAACUGUCUCAGUCACCUUACCUUGCCCUUUUGUGCUUAUAUUGAGUAUGUGUUGCUUCAAUCAUUUUAUUUAUAUUGGUAAAAUCUUUAUAUUAACCGGUAAUCCAAUAGGAGUUUGUUUUUGUCAUACUGCCG